Molecule: messenger RNA, 2067 nt
Organism: Durio zibethinus
Lineage: Eukaryota; Viridiplantae; Streptophyta; Magnoliopsida; Malvales; Malvaceae
Product: denosine deaminases acting on tRNA
Biological process (GO): RNA processing; adenosine to inosine editing
Cellular component (GO): nucleolus; cytoplasm
Molecular function (GO): double-stranded RNA adenosine deaminase activity; tRNA-specific adenosine deaminase activity; adenosine deaminase activity
Source: RefSeq, a predicted model, not a curated record
UCCUAGUCGCAGUAGUCGGGCUCCUGUCUCUUUGAAGGUAACGGUUAAAGGAAGGCGACUGCGUGACAGUUCCGUUACAGAACUCCGCUUCUCCCUUUCCUUACUUCAGUUACUGUUAUGGAUUAUUCUUCUUCUGAGAAAGAGAAAGAGAAAGAAUGGGGGGAGAGAGUUGCAGAGAAAGUGUUUGCUCUCUAUCAGUCGCUGCCAAAGAAGGGAAAGCCGCAGGGACGCGAAGUCACCGUAUUGGCCGCCUUUCUCGUCUCCUCUCCCUCUCAAGAUUUGGAAGUGGUUGCACUAGGCACAGGAACAAAGUGUAUUGGGCGCUCUCGUUUGAGCCAUCGUGGUGACAUUCUCAAUGACUCUCAUGCUGAAAUUGUUGCCCGCAGAGCUUUGUUAAGGUUCUUCUAUGCGGAGAUUCAAUGUCUUAAUGACAAUUUAAAUAAGCUAGGACAAAAUGAAACCAGACAGUUGCAAGCUGGUGAUCUUGAACACUUGUUUUUCCAAUUGGAUUCAGAUGGUUCUGGUGAAAUAAAAUAUAAACUCCGGGAAGGGUGGAAAUUACAUCUGUACAUAUCUCAGUUGCCAUGUGGUGAUGCUUCACUUAAUUCAGCAGCAUCUACAAUUGAUGAACAUGGCCAGUCCAUAAUUGAGCUUCCCAACGCUUCAAGAGGAAAUAGUGGGAAUUGCUCACAACUUAUUGGCUUGGUUCAGAGGAAGCCUGGUCGUGGUGAUACAACAUUGUCAGUUAGCUGCUCUGACAAGAUAGCUCGUUGGAACAUUCUUGGAGUUCAAGGGGCUUUGCUUUCUUACUUUCUUCGACCUGUUUACCUUUGUUCCAUUACUGUCGGAAAAUCCUGUUACUUUUCUGAGGAUUUUUGCUUGGUGGAACAAUUGAAAAGAUCUUUAUAUGAUCGAAUUAUACCAUUGUCAAAUGAGCUUAUAAAGCCUUUUGGAGUCAGCAAGCCACUGUUUUGUGCAGCACCAGUACCAGCAAAGGAGUUUCAGCAUUCUGAGACUGCACAAGCCACCUUAACUUGCGGGUAUUCUAUAUGUUGGAAUAAGUCUGGUUUGCAUGAAGUCAUUCUUGGAACUACUGGAAGAAAGCAAGGCACAUCUGCUAAAGGGGCAAUUUAUCCAUCUACUGAAUCAUUGUUGUGCAAAAAGCGUUUUUUGGAAAUUUUCUUAUCACUGAGGCAGGAAUGCAAAAUCAAAUGCUCAUCCAGUGAGGUUUCUUAUCGAGAACUCAAGGACGGGGCUGAAGGAUAUAACUCAGCUUCGAAACUUUUUAAGGGGAGACCUCCCUUCCACAAUUGGCUAUUGAAACCUUCAAACUUGGAGGAUUUCUCAAUUAUUACGAACACGGUCAAUUAUCCUUCCUGCAAGUCAUGCGGCCUUCAAGGGUGAUCUAGUUGGUUGGUUCAAGCUGGUGCUAUAUACCAUGCCUGAUGCUCUGAGUCCAUAGAGUUUCGAUAAGUGAAAGGCUCUUGGAUUUGACUAUCUAUUUUUUUUUAUUCUCGCAAAAGUUAUUUGUGCAUAACUUAUGGGCUAUUUCACGUGAUCAUUGACAUUAAAUAGGUUGUCCCGUAGUAUAAGUUUAUGUUCUUUAAUUAUUUAGAAUUCAAAGAAUUUGCUAUGUGGUUAACUUGUCUAGUACUUCACGUGGAAAAUCUUUGCUAGUUCUCGACGUAUGGAUUGGACUAGCUUUGGCUAGUCAUGGUAAGAAUCCAGGGCUUGCUUUUGCAGACCCACCAGUCAAGCCGAAUAAUUUUCUUCUUCAGCUUUACAUUAAAACGCUCUUUCAUUUGGACAAAUACCAAACCUAAUAUUGUAAACCGAACUUCUAUUAAUAUCUAGUGUCGUAUUGAUCUGGGAAGCUGAAAGUUCACUUUUGUUAGGUAAAAGUCACGAUGAAAAACAGAGGAGAAUUUUAAUGGCAUAGAGAAACUUAAGAAGGGAUUUAAUAAUAUUGUACAAGUUUUUUUUUAAUCUUUUGAGCUAUAAUUGAGAUUCUAACACAGACUCUUACUUUUGAGAAUCUGACUCGGUGUGAAUUUUUUUUUUUUCUCA